Molecule: messenger RNA, 3148 nt
Organism: Verruconis gallopava
Lineage: Eukaryota; Fungi; Ascomycota; Dothideomycetes; Venturiales; Sympoventuriaceae
Exons: 2
Coding region: 725-2656 (643 amino acids)
Biological process (GO): protein phosphorylation
Molecular function (GO): protein kinase activity; ATP binding
Source: RefSeq, a predicted model, not a curated record
CUGUAUUACACGUCGGCUUCGCACAGAACUCUGCCAUGCCACUGCUUAACGCACCUCUGCGAGCCUUUUGUCUCAAAGUCAUGUCCUCUCCUCAUUUGUGAAGGAUCGGUGUGGUCCGACACAGCCGAACGCUUGGAGCGCCCCCUCCCCCUCGUCGCCCCGUUGCCCCGGUAACAGCGGCUCUUGCACGAGUCGCGGUGCUCCCCAAACUCGUCGUGAUAUCUGCCCUGCGCAGAGCUGAACCCUCGGCCAGAAUCCUCUUCUCCUUUGCGCAUCUUGCAUAUUCCUAGAAGUCUGUACCGACAUCAAUUGUGCGGCCAUCACGAGCGUGCUUGCUGCCGUGCAAUCUCGUCUUCAGUGGAGAGUAUAGCUGCACACAGCGGGCAGGGGGUUUUACGGCAGUACACAAGGCCGGCGGCGGAAUGGCGGAGAACUAUGAGAUGCUCGAGGAGCUGGGGAGUACGUCGAAGUCCUUUGCAGCUUGUCGUGAGCGACGAGGCUGGAUGCUGACAAACGAUGGGCAGGUGGCAGCUUUGGAGUUGUGUACAAGGCGAGAGACAGGACAACAGGCGAGCUUGUUGCCAUCAAGCACAUCGAUCUCGAGGGCAGCGACGACGACAUCAAGGACAUACAGCAGGAGAUUUCAGUCCUGAGCACCUGCAACAGUCCAUAUGUUACACAGUACAAGACCAGCUUUGUGCGAGGGACCAAGCUAUGGAUUGUUAUGGAGUAUCUGGGAGGUGGAUCUUGCUUGGACCUUAUCAAGCCUGGGCCGUUUCACGAAUCCCAAGUCGCCAUCGUGUGCCGCGAGCUGCUGCACGCCCUCGAUUAUCUCCACCAGACAGGCAAGAUUCACCGCGACAUCAAAGCUGCAAACAUCCUUCUUGCAGUGAGUGGCAAGGUCAAGAUCGCAGAUUUUGGCGUCGCUGCACAGCUCACCAACAUCCGGUCGCAACGCAUGACGUUUGUCGGCACCCCCUUCUGGAUGGCCCCCGAAGUGAUUGAAGAGUCUGGGUACGAUUUCAGGGCAGACAUAUGGUCCCUCGGCAUCACAGCCAUGGAACUGGCCCUUGGAGAACCCCCGAAUGCAAAUAUUCACCCGAUGAAGGUCCUGUUUCACAUCCCCAAGGCACCACCACCGCGGCUUGAGGGUCAAUUCAGCAAGGAGUUCAAGGACUUCGUUGCGCUCUGCCUGCAGAAAGAGCCAGACAAACGGCCAACGGCAAGGGAGCUUUUGCGCCACCGAUUUAUCCGCAAUGCCGGUAAAGUGGAUCAGCUGCGAGACGUAAUAAGGCGGUACGAGCGGCAUGUGGCAAAGGGCGAGAAGACCACUCAUCCGAAGUAUUAUGAGGAAACGUUGCAGGAUUUGUCCCCGAAGCUGGAACAGGAUGACUGGAUAUUCGAUACCAUUAAGCCAGCGACAAUCGCCCCUCCGAGGAGGAGGAAGAUGUCGCGGAUACCGUCGGAUGCGUCGGACGUCACCAAUCCCUACGCGACGGUCGAAACCAGGGAGAGCCCAAGCGCAAUGCUUGAACGCAUGGAUAUCAGUGACGGGCCGUUGGGAACCGGUUCCCCGGCACAUGGUUACCCCACGAUGAUGCGCAAAUCCAGUCAGACGGGGACGAGCAGGAGAUCAUCGGUUGUCACUGCGCAGCGUGCUCCCUCCGGCCAGACGCCGACAGCAAGGCGCGUCAGCAGGACGGACGGCACACCGCAGAAGAAGCCGCUUGGUCUCGAUAUGUCCUUUGGCAACUCUCCGUCCUCAGCACGACCUUUCCGCCGCGUGUCCUCUGGCGGGCACGAGAAGAAGUGGGCUCCAGAGCGAGACGUUUCGAACAGCUCGAUAGCAGAGCCUCGAGUUGGCCAUGGUCUGGACCGUGAGAAGUCUGCAUCGAACGCGUCCACACUGGUCGGCUCGGACGAGAACACGCCGCCGCUCUCGAUGGCGGAAGACGGCUACUUCAAAAAGGAGCUGCCCAUUCCCGUGAAGCCGAUCCAAUUGACCAAGGAAGCCCUCCUUGGCCGUCGCGCAUACAGCAAAGUGGUUGACGCCACGUUCCAGGAACAGCACGCCCAGACCGGAGAUCUCGAGAAAAGAGAAGCCCUGGCGCGGCUGCACAACGCGUGGAGCGUGCUUGACAGGAUAGACCCCGAGGGCGAAUUCCUGCUGCUCCGGUCGCUCAUCGAGAAUGCAAGGGAGGAUCCAAAGCUCUCGGCGGCUCUGGGGCUGUCCAACGCGCUUCCGCCGACGACACCCAUCUCCUCGCCCACGAAGCACGCGUCGCCCGUCAAGAACACCCCCGUGCUCCCACCAGCCCCGGUAAGGGCACCUAUGGCGCCUCCCUCGGCGCCGGCGACACCGCGCCACAGGCAAACCCAGUCCGUCUCCGACAUCGACGCCUCAGCCAUCACCCGGACGCCCAGCAGCGCCGCGAAGCAGAGGCUCGUCCUGGCGCAGAACAACCCGCAUCUCAAGAGCCACCGACGGCGCCAGAGCGCGCUGCUGGAGAGCGAGAUCGCGCAGAAGCUUUCGGCCGUCGACGAGAAGCGCAUGCCGGGCUAUGUGCCCCCGGGCAUGGAGCAGAGCGGUGGUCUUGCCGACGCCCUGUACAGCAGGUGGCUGGAAGGUCUGAAGAGCAGAUGGGGCGGGUCCUAAAGUCAUCCACCCCGAAUACCAAGAGAGGGGGCGUCGAGCUGGCUGUUGGCCGUCACAUCUGUAUCAUACUGCUAGGUUUUUGCCACGCAUCUGCGCAUCCAUUUUCCGCGUCGUUUGGACGCGGGCCAAAAGCAGGAAUCGGGAAUCGAAAAAAAAUGUCCUCCUGCCUUACGCUUGCACACUGCAUGUGCAUGGGAUCAUCGGCGCUCUUGUUCUUGAUUCUUUUUUCCCCCUUUCGCAGGAGCAUUUGAACUGGUGUACAGCUUUGUUUUCUUUGGGGGAGGAGGGCCCUUGGGAGAUUUUGCAUUUUUGCGGGUCUGGGUUCGCGAGCCUUUUUGUCUUCAUCGUCUUUCUUUUCCUCCAUUUUAACGCUAUACGCAUGGUACGAUGAUGAGAAAAGGAGAGGUGCCGUCGGAGCGCGAGUUGUACAUAGAUAUCGAACAUGGCGAGCGUCAUGGUAGUAGACUUAUAAUCAAAGAACCUCCAACGUUA